Molecule: messenger RNA, 312 nt
Organism: Lachancea sp. 'fantastica'
Lineage: Eukaryota; Fungi; Ascomycota; Saccharomycetes; Saccharomycetales; Saccharomycetaceae
Source: the annotation of a GenBank genome assembly
AUGGUGGAAUGGGCCGUAAUUAUUUUCGAUAAAAAGGGCAGCGACAGAUCCCAAUUCAGACCUGAACAUCUAGAGGGUGUCUCUGCCAAUUACGCAAAGGGUGUGCUGAAAUGCGCUGGUGCAAUUUACCAUAAAGCUGGUGAGGACGGCAAACUAAGCGAGUUCGCAGGGUCCCAUUUGCAGAUUGAAGCACCUACCAAAGAAGACGCUUUGCAAGUGAUUUACAACGACCCUUUUGCGAAAAAAGACAUUUGGGACCUGGAAAAUAUAAUCAUUUACCCAUUCGGCUGUGCUGUGCGUGCUGCCAAGUAA